AUGCAGAACCACAAUGGACUCAAGGAGUCGCCCUGGUGUAUUAACCUACAAACGGGUAUUCCGUCAGUACUGAGGGAGUUUAUACCAAAUUGCAAAUCUAUGAGUGCAAUUACUGCACCGUUGUACGGAUUAGGAGCAGAAGCAUUUUCGAGCCUGGCAGUUUUUUUACCGACAUUAGUAGCAGCUUUGGCUUAUUUCCAAUAUGAACAAUUAGAUCCAGAGAGUAGACCUAUCGAUGUCCCCACCGAAGAAUUGUUGGACACCUACGAUUUCAUUGUCAUAGGAGCUGGUUCGGCAGGAGCUGUAGUAGCAAAUAGACUAAGCGAAAUAGAAAAAUGGAAUAUAUUAUUAUUAGAAGCUGGAGGAGAUGAAACUGAAAUUUCAGAUGUGCCUCUAAUGGCAGGUUAUUUACAAUUAUCCGCUUUGGACUGGAAAUACAAAAGCGAACCACAAGGACAAGCUUGUUUGGCCAUGAAUAACGGAAGAUGUAAUUGGCCGAGAGGAAAAGUGAUAGGCGGUUCGUCAGUAUUAAAUUACAUGUUGUAUUUACGAGGAAAUAAAAGAGAUUACGAUAAUUGGGAAUCUUUAGGAAACCCCGGAUGGGGUUCCAAAGAUGUUUUACAUUAUUUCAAAAAAUCCGAAGAUAAUCAAAAUCCGUAUUUAGCCAAGACUCCUUAUCAUUCAACCGGGGGUUUUUUAACCGUUUCCGAACCUCCUUAUCAAACUCCUUUAGUUUCCGCUUUCAUAGAAGGAGGUAAACAACUCGGGUACAAAAACAGGGACAUCAACGGACAGUAUCAAACUGGAUUUAUGAUGGCGCAAGGUACAAUUAGGAGAGGAGCGAGGUGUUCAACAGGAAAAGCGUUUUUAAGACCUGUAAGGCUACGUCGAAAUUUGAAUGUAGCUAUGAAUUCACAUGUCACAAAGGUUCUUAUAGAUCCUAAAUCAAAAAUCGCGUACGGUGUUGAAUUUUACAGAGAUAAAAAAUUAUACAGGAUUCGAGCCAAGAAGGAAGUUAUCCUUUCUGCGGGAGCAAUAAACUCUCCUCAGUUAUUGAUGUUGUCUGGCGUUGGUCCAAAAGCGGAACUGAAUAAAUAUAAAAUUCCAGUGAUACAGGAUUUAAAAGUAGGACAUAAUUUACAAGAUCAUAUCGGACUCGGAGGACUUACAUUUCUAGUAAAUAAAGAAGUGACUGUUACAUUGGAUCGAAUAUACGCAGUUGGUCCUCUGAUGCAAUAUGCUGUUUUCGGUGGUGGACCAUUGACAAUUAUGGGUGGAGUUGAAGGAUUAGCUUUUGUUAAUACGAAAUACGCCAACGCUUCCGACGAUUUUCCCGAUAUAGAAUUUCAUUUCGUUUCCGCGUCAACUCAUUCCGAUAAAGGAGCUCAAAUUAAAAAAGCGCAUGGACUCACAGACUCAUUUUAUAAUAAAGUUUUUAGACCCAUACAUGAUAAAGAUGCUUGGAGCGUUAUACCAAUGCUAUUAAGACCACAAAGCAAAGGUUUCAUCAAAUUACGUAGCAACAAUCCUUUCGACGCUCCAUUGAUUUAUCCCAACUAUUUUCUGGAAGAACAAGAUAUGAAAACUUUAAUAGAAGGUGUCAAAAUAGCAGUUGCUUUAAGUCAAACACCGGCUUUCCAAACUUACGGAAGUAGAUUUGUGGAAUUUCCUGAUUGUGCGCACUUUAAGAAACAUUCAGACCAAUAUUAUGAAUGUAUGAUAAGACUGUAUUCGGUUACGAUUUACCAUCCUAUAGGUACUUGUAAAAUGGGUCCCUAUUGGGACGAAGGUGCUGUAGUAGAUCCUCAGCUUCGAGUUUACGGAAUCAAGGGUUUGAGGGUGAUCGAUGCCUCAAUUAUGCCUAAUAUGGUGAGCGGUAAUACCAAUGCUCCUGUUAUUAUGAUCGGCGAAAAGGGAUCGGAUUUGAUUAAAUCAUUUUGGAUGAAGACAGUUAAUAGUGGAAAAAUCUUGUAUGGGAUUAAUUUCCAUAUGGCAUCUUUAACUCAACAAAUGAAUUUAUUUUCCAUGACCAGGAUGGCCCUCACCCUCGGUCCUAGUAUAGGUUUUCUGAUAUAUCUCCAUUCGAGUAUUAUAAAUUUAAGGCCCGAUUUAUUGGAUAGGGAUCACAGAGUUCAAGAUGUACCUUUAUAUCAAAUUAGAGACACUUACGAUUUCGUUAUAGUAGGUGGAGGAAGUGCCGGAACCGUUUUAGCCAACAGACUAAGUGAAAACUCUGAUUGGAAAGUUUUACUUCUCGAAGCAGGACCUGAUGAAGUAGUUUUUACUGACUUACCAAUAAUGUUUCCUGUUUUACAACUAACUCCUUUCGAUUGGCAAUAUCGAACUGAACCCGGUGAAAAUUACUGUUUGGGUUUUCACGACAAAAAGUGUAAUUGGCCGAGAGGAAGAAUCCUUGGAGGCAGCUCUGUACUAAACGCUAUGCUUUACGUGCGAGGAAAUAAAAAAGAUUAUGAUAGAUAUAGAGAUUUGGGGAAUGUGGGAUGGAGCUAUGAAGAUGUUUUACCAUAUUUCAAAAAAUCAGAAAAUAUGACGAUACCCGAAUUUAGAAAUGAUAAAUACCACGGUAAAAACGGUUAUUUGACUAUCGAACAUUUCAGAUACUUUUCCAAACUUGUAGACUGGUUCUUAAAUGCUGCCCAAGAAUUAGGUUACGAAGUGAGAGACAUCAACGGGGAACAACAAACUGGUUUCACUUUGGCACAUGGUACUUUAAGAGACGGUCUUCGAUGUAGUACAGCAAAAGGAUUUAUACGACCCAUUGCUAAAAGAACCAAUCUUCAUGUUAGUUUACAUUCAAUGGUAGAAAAAAUUCUAAUAAACGAAGAAACUAAACAAGCCUACGGUGUUGAAUUUAGUAAAUUUGGAACCAAACGAACCGCACACGUAGCAAAAGAGGUUAUAUUGAGCGCGGGAGCUAUCGGAUCACCGCAUCUUCUAAUGUUAUCGGGUAUAGGACCGAAACAGCACCUCGAAGAUAUCGGAAUAAAGGUUAUACAUCAUUCUCCAGGCGUAGGACAAAAUUUACAGGAUCACGUAUCUAUUGGAGGUGUCGCGUACCUUUUUGACAGACCUGAGGAAUUUGGCGACGAGCCACUCAGUUUCAAUUUACCGAAAAUAUUUUCUACAGAUACCGUGAAUGAAUUUGGGCGAGGAUACGGUCCAGUUUACUGGUUACCUGUAUGCGAGGUUAUGGGUUUCGUAAACACCAAAUAUCAAGAUCCCAAAGAAGAUUGGCCUGACAUACAAUAUUUUUUUGGUUCUUUCGCUGAUAGCUCCGACGGAGGUAUGUUUGGUCGAAGGGCAGUUGGAAUGACUGAUGAAUUUUACACAGCCGUUUAUGAGGAUAUCAUUUAUAGAGAAGCUUUCGGUAUUUAUAUUCUUCUUUUACGACCAAAAAGUCGGGGAAUGAUUAAAUUGAAAGAUAAAAAUCCCCAGUCGCACGUAUUGAUCUAUCCAAAUUACUUCGACCAUCCAGAUGAUUUGAAAGUAAUAGUAGAAGGUGCUAAAAUUGCUCACAAUUUGACAAAAACUAGAUUCAUGCAACGAUUCAAUGUAACUUUUAAUCCACAUCGUAUACCAGGUUGUAAGGAUUUGGACUUUUUGUCUGACGAAUAUUGGGCGUGUCAAGCAAAACAUUAUACAUUAACAAUAUACCAUCCAACGGGUACAGCAAAAAUGGGCCCGGACAAUGAUUCUAUGGCAGUUUUAGAUCCGAGGUUACGUGUACGGGGAAUAGAUAAUUUGAGAGUUGUAGAUUGCUCCAUAUUUCCGUAUAUACCAAACGGAAAUACCAACGCUCCGGUCAUAAUGGCAGCCGAAAAGGCGUCCGAUAUGAUUAAGGAAGAUUGGGGUGUUAUGAAUAACGAUUCAGAUGAAGAUGUAAUUGAAAUCGUUGAUAUUGAUGAUGAUGACAUUUUGGGAUCGAAAAGUGACCAAGCAAAACCAGUGGUUAAGGCAGUGCUUAAGCAAGUACCAACUAGAGAAGAUCCCGAUUAUUGGUAAAUCUUAUAUCUACUCAUUACUAUGAUAAUACUAAUUUUAAUAAAGAAUUUUUGAAACAAA
This is a messenger RNA of Diorhabda sublineata, 4083 nucleotides long. RefSeq lists its product as uncharacterized. The transcript is spliced from 19 exons. The record is from RefSeq and is a predicted model, not a curated record. NCBI's taxonomy places the organism in Eukaryota, Metazoa, Arthropoda, Insecta, Coleoptera, Chrysomelidae. Gene Ontology annotation, molecular function: oxidoreductase activity, acting on CH-OH group of donors; flavin adenine dinucleotide binding. Bases 1 to 4023 code for a protein of 1340 amino acids.